GUGUGAAGUCCAUAUUUGAAUUCGCGUUAAAUUUGCGCAUAUUGGUAUCUGAAGGAUAUAAAUAUGGCUAAAAAGUCGAUCGUGUUCUCGACUAUGGAUGACGAGACGGCGGAAAAAUUAGACGAGGUAUUUGGAUUGAAGCCGAGUCUCGUAAAGGUGCAACCCAGUUGCUGCUUGCUGCCGCCAAAAAUUAUCUUUUACGCGCAGAAAAUACGUGACAUGCCGGUAUACGAGGACGACGUCUGGAUGAUCUCGUUUCCUCGAACUGGAAGUCACUGGGCACAAGAAAUGUCAUGGUGCAUCGGGCACGACUUUGAUUACGAAGAAGCCCGCACAAUCAUAUUAAAGCGAAGUCCUACGCUCGAAGGUUCGGUUAUCAUGGUUAACGGGAAGUAUGACGAAUGGUUUAAAGAUUUGGGUGAUUCCGUCGAAAAUAUAUCAAAGAUGCCAAGACCACGAUACAUUAAAACUCAUUUACCUUGGGACUUAUUACCGCGGCAAUUUCACGAGAAAAAACCAAAGGUAAUUUAUAUCACGAGAAAUCCAAAAGACGUCUGCGUCAGUUAUUAUUAUUAUUGCAAAGUAUUCCACGGUAUGAAUGGAAGCUUCGACGAUUUUGCAGAAUUAAUGCUGCGUGAUAGUG
Cyphomyrmex costatus is the source of this 643-nucleotide messenger RNA. RefSeq names its product estrogen sulfotransferase. Gene Ontology annotation, molecular function: sulfotransferase activity. The transcript is spliced from 5 exons. The record is from RefSeq and is a predicted model, not a curated record. The annotation marks the transcript as partial. NCBI's taxonomy places the organism in Eukaryota, Metazoa, Arthropoda, Insecta, Hymenoptera, Formicidae.